GCGGCUGGGCCGGGGCUCGGCCGCUCGGGUCCCGCCAUGGGUGGCCGCAUCGAGUGCGUGUUCUUCAGCGAGUUCCACCCCACGCUCGGGCCCAAAAUCACCUACCAGGUCCCCGAGGACUUCAUCUCCCGGGAGCUGUUUGACACCAUCCAGGUGUACGUGAUCACCAAGCCCGAGCUGCAGAACAAGCUGAUCACCGUGACGGCCAUGGAAAAGAAGCUGAUCGGCUGCCCCGUGUGCAUCGAGCACAAGAAGUACAGCAGGAACGCUCUGCUCUUCAACCUGGGCUUCGUGUGCGACGCCAGAGCCAAGGCCUGUGCCCUGGAGCCCAUUGUGAAGAAGCUGGCUGGGUACCUCACCACCCUUGAGCUGGAGAGUGGAUUCAUCUCCAACGAGGAGAGUAAACAGAAGCUGGUUCCCAUCAUGACCAUCCUGCUGGAGGAGCUGAAUGCCAAAGGGAAGUGCACCCUGCCCAUAGAUGAGUCCAACACCAUCCACCUGAAGGUGAUUGAGCAGCGCCCAGACCCCCCCAUCGUGCAGGAGUACGAUGUCCCCGUCUUCACGCAGGACAAGGAUGACUUCUUCAACUCUCAGUGGGAUCUCACCACGCAGCAGAUCCUGCCCUACAUCGAUGGAUUCCGGCACGUCCAGAAGAUCUCAGCUGAGGCUGAUGUGGAGCUGAACCUGGUGCGCAUCGCCGUGCAGAACCUGCUGUACUACGGGGUUGUCACUCUCGUCUCCAUACUCCAGUACUCCAAUGUCUACUGCACCACACCCAAGGUCCAGGACCUGGUGGAUGACAAGUGCCUCCAGGAAGAGUGUCUGUCCUAUGUCACCAAACAAGGGCACAAGCGAGCCAGCCUCAGGGAUGUCUUCCAGCUGUACUGCGGGCUGAGCCCUGGCACCACCGUGCGAGACCUCAUCUCCCGCUACACCCUGCAGCUCCAGAGGGUGGAUGAGAGGAGGCUGAUCCAGUUUGGUUUGAUGAAGGGCCUGAUCCGGCGGCUGCAGAAAUACCCGGUCAAGGUGGCCCGGGACGAACGCAGCCACCCCGCCCGGCUGUACACGGGCUGCCACAGCUACGACGAGAUCUGCUGCAAGACUGGCAUGAGUUACAAGGAGCUGGAUGAGCGCCUGGAGAAUGACCCCAACAUCAUCGUGUGCUGGAAGUGACGCACUGAUAGCCCUCUCUAGAGCUGUGUCCCCUCACGCGUCCCCGCUGUGUCCCUCGCUGUCCCCGCCGCGUGUCCC
Molecule: messenger RNA, 1251 nt
Organism: Melospiza georgiana
Lineage: Eukaryota; Metazoa; Chordata; Aves; Passeriformes; Passerellidae
Gene: NPRL2
Product: NPR2 like, GATOR1 complex subunit
Exons: 11
Coding region: 37-1173 (378 amino acids)
Biological process (GO): positive regulation of autophagy; cellular response to amino acid starvation; negative regulation of TORC1 signaling
Cellular component (GO): vacuolar membrane; GATOR1 complex
Molecular function (GO): GTPase activator activity
Source: RefSeq, a predicted model, not a curated record